CCAAAUGGAUAUUAAGCGCCAAUCUGGGACCUAAGACAAGUUCCUAUACGGAAAAAGGAAUCAUGAACCACUUAAAACGUGCAAAACAAGAUCAACGGAAAUAGUGCUUGAGGCUAACCACAACGCCUCUUUUUUUGAGUGCGAGAAACAAGCAAAGCCGUUCCUCGAACUGACCAACUAAAUAAUUACGGUUAAAGUAAUAAAACCCUUGACUCGGAGGUCAUUUGGAACAUUCGUAAACUAACAAGAAAAAAGGGACACGCCGCUGUAUUGGGGCGAGACAUAAUAGGUUACCAGUCACAGUAGAAAUACACCAAUCACAUUGCAGGGAACUUGCUGAAUCAAUUGUCUACGACAAAGGAUUACCAGGACUUGUGCCACGCAUCUCCCAUUGAUGUCCGUGGAACAAUUGAAUUCCACGUGCCUUGAAUAGAAACCUCAGGAAUUUAGCAGGAUUACUGAAACUGGUUCAAAGAUUACGGCAACCUUGAAAGGCAGCCUUGACAGCAAGCUCUGUGGGUUAGAAUUUUUUAUGUACCACUCUAAAAUGGAGGCCACCAUUUAUGAGGAUCAAAGCUUCUUAUUAGCAAAUAGAAAUUCCUACGCACAAGACAAUGGAAAAUUAUGGUUAAACUUGGCGAAUGAGUACAAAUCGACGGGAAGGAGAGACGAAUUCGAUAUUUCAGAUUUGCUGAGAUCUCCAGAUAUUGGAAUUUCAUCGCCAGAUCUCGAGACGAUCGUGUGGAGAAACUUCCCCGAUAAUUGUACGGUGAAACCACAGUCAGUGUCUUCGCCUCCGCCACUUUUUGUCCCGCAAGAAGAUUAUACGACACAGCAAGUCACAGCAGAACAAGAGGUGUUUGCUAGGGGGUUUACUGACGCACUGCAACGACUGCGAGAAGAAAGGGAAGUUUGUCAACUACGCACAAUAGAGACGCCGACGGCGGACGAAUUGGUUGACGACUCAAAAUGCACUUUUAUUUCUUACAGAUUUGAUUCAUCGUAUCGCUUACCCUCUUUUCAAGAAACGUUUUCACCUGCUAAAUUUACUGGUAUGAUUAAAACCAAAACAACCCAAGACAUAGAUAGGACUUCUUACGAGCGGGAAUGUGGACAGCAACUCGAAGGAUCGGAGAUCUCAGAGUGGUUUAAAGUGGAAACGUUGGAAGAAGGAUUCUCUGGGCAGCAGCAGUGUUCCUACAAAGACUGCUUGUUAAAUUCACCCGGAGAAGAUUCCGAUGAUUAUUCUACCAAUUCUCCAUCACUUCUAAGCCCUUCUUCUGAUUUUACGACUCAAGAUUAUCACUACGGAGAUUUCGAAAGUGAUAACAGGGUUCCAGAAGACAUGGAGUUUCAGGACGGAGUGCAUGGGGAUGACGAUUUUGAAAUGGACGGUGAGUGGAACCAUGACCGUCACCACACAAUUCAAGACACCCCAACACCAAAGCACUGGCUAACCGUUCACACAAAACUUUAUAACAUGUCUGUCUUAAAGCAAGAAGUAGACACAUUGGAGGAACAGGCACAGUCAGCCAUUAUGCCCGAAAGCAUCGACGUGCAAGGGUUCAUCAAAACGGAAAGAAAACGGCGAAAGAAUCGCUUGGCAGCGUGGAAAUGUCGUCAAAAGAAGCUUAUACGUGAAUCAAGGUUGGAGACGACAGUCGAAGAGCUGUGUAUGGAAAAUUCUAGGCUAAUGGAGGAACUGGAGAAAUUAAAACGAAAAAGGCAACAGUUGGAACAGACGUUUAUUAAACAUGUGACAAGCGGAUGUGAAGAGGCUCAUGUUCAAUACACGGAAACAUUUAAUGGGGACAGUUAAGACUGAAGGUUCACUUAUGUCCCUUAUUUUGGUGAGUAUGAACCCGUCAAAUCCACCACCAAACACAUGUCAGUCGUUGUUGUUCAAAACGGAGAAAAUGUUUCUUCACUUGAAAUUGUUGACGGUUGUCUCGCUGUGUUUGUCUUAUAAAUAACGCGAGUUUAAAGGCGUCCCAUCAUGAGGCUUAUGGUUCACUUAUCCUCUCUCCAGCAUGAUUUUACUUUUCGUGUAUUUCCUUUGCCAAAUGCUGGCUAAAACGUUGGUAAUGUACUGAUUUAGAGAAGACGUUACGUCAACCAAAACAAGUUUUAACUUGCGCAAUAGUAUAUUAGAUUUGUAAGCAUGGUAAUUUGGUUUGGCCAAGAAACACUGUGUUCAGUUUGCAUAUUAGAAUGA
This is a messenger RNA of Orbicella faveolata, 2215 nucleotides long. RefSeq lists its product as uncharacterized. The record is from RefSeq and is a predicted model, not a curated record. Lineage: Eukaryota; Metazoa; Cnidaria; Anthozoa; Scleractinia; Merulinidae.